AUGACUGCUACUUUCCUGCUGUCCAUGGUUUUUGGCCUUGUAUGUGGGCAAACGAUGUCCUUUUGUGUUCCAACUGAGUAUACAAUGCACGUCGAAAGGAGAGAGUGUGCUUAUUGCUUAACUAUCAACACGACCAUCUGUGCUGGAUAUUGUAUGACACGGGAUAUUAAUGGCAAGCUGUUUCUCCCCAAGUAUGCGCUGUCCCAGGACGUUUGUACAUUUAGAGACUUCGUUUAUAGGACUGUAGAAAUACCAGGAUGCCCACGGGAUGUUGCACCCUAUUUCUCCUACCCUGUUGCUGUAAGCUGUAAGUGUGGCAAAUGUAAUACCGACUACAGUGACUGUAUACAUGAGGCCAUCAAGACAAACUACUGUACCAAACCUCAGAAGUCCUAUGAGGUGGAAUUUUCUGUCUGA
Molecule: messenger RNA, 417 nt
Organism: Chrysochloris asiatica (Cape golden mole)
Lineage: Eukaryota; Metazoa; Chordata; Mammalia; Afrosoricida; Chrysochloridae
Gene: TSHB
Product: thyroid stimulating hormone, beta
Exons: 2
Coding region: 1-417 (138 amino acids)
Biological process (GO): G protein-coupled receptor signaling pathway
Cellular component (GO): cytoplasm; extracellular region
Molecular function (GO): hormone activity
Source: RefSeq, a predicted model, not a curated record